Molecule: messenger RNA, 930 nt
Organism: Hermetia illucens (black soldier fly)
Lineage: Eukaryota; Metazoa; Arthropoda; Insecta; Diptera; Stratiomyidae
Gene: Dhfr
Product: dihydrofolate reductase
Exons: 2
Coding region: 319-882 (187 amino acids)
Biological process (GO): glycine biosynthetic process; folic acid metabolic process; dihydrofolate metabolic process
Cellular component (GO): mitochondrion
Molecular function (GO): dihydrofolate reductase activity; NADP binding
Source: RefSeq, a predicted model, not a curated record
GAUCCAAUUUGAAUGAAAAUUUCUUUGCCGUUUCGUUUUCUGCAUGCCAAGAGUUCGGGAACACAUUUUUUCGAUUUAUUUGCCUUGCACCAGCGUCCACUAUUCAAUAGUUGUUGACAGCCAGCACAACAUGGAGGCAGCAUCAUCAAAACAUUUCCACUCACAAUAAAAAAACACAAGAUAACCUCUAUCUUCUCUGAUUGCCCUUGCACUAGUAAUUUUCCCCGCCAAAUUUAUGCCAUUGUUGUCGCGUUAGACUCGUCUUAUCUAUUUACAUUCCGUCUGGCUCGAAGUGAGUAGUCAAUUUUCACCGAAAAUAUGUCCAACGCAAAGUUCAACCUUAUCGUCGCGGCGUGCGAAAAUAUGGGAAUCGGGCUCAAAGGAGACCUUCCAUGGAGACUGAAAAGUGAACUUAAAUACUUUUCCCGGAUGACAACGAAAGUGAAAGACCCAUCCAAGAAGAAUGCAGUGAUUAUGGGUCGCAAGACGUACUUCGGAGUGCCGGAGUCUAAGCGGCCGCUUCCUGGGCGGGUGAAUAUCAUUUUGAGUACCACCCUCAGUCGUGAGGACCUACCUGGGGACGUAAUACUCUGCAAAGACUUGAAGGGUGCUGUGGAGCGAAUUCAGCAACCAGAUCUCCGUGACAUCAUUGAAAAUAUAUGGAUAGUGGGCGGUAGCGGGGUAUAUAAGGAGGCGAUGGAAUCCCCAAACUGCCACAGGGUAUACUUCACUGAAAUUAAAGCAAAAUUCGACUGUGAUACUUUCUUUCCCGACAUUCCGAAAACAUUCAAACUGGUCGAACCGGAUCACGAUGUGCCUGCAGACGUUCAAGAGGAGAACGGCAUCAAAUAUCAAUAUAGAAUCUACGAAAAGUCUCGCUAAAUAAAUAUUGUAUUCAAUAAAGUGCCUACAACAAUUUUUCCUAAAUCA